UAAUCACGUGACUUUUAAACCUGUUAGGAACGAAUUAUGAAGUGUGUUGUUAAUAUUGAUUUAUUUGGCUUGUGUCAAUACAUGUAGCUGAUGGUGUUGCCUGUUGUUGAUAUUUCACAAGUUGUUUGAUAUGUCUGAAAACAGUCCAGCCAUGGCAGGUGGGUGCCCUGUUGGAAUACUGAUUGAUCUUGAUAGUCCAGCAAUUGACACAGAUUUCUGCAAUGAAAACGAAAAUGAAGAUCCAAAUGGUACGUUUACAUUAACAGACUGUAUCGAGAUAUCCCGGAGUGAUGAAGGUGACCGCCGACUGAGCCACACCCUUGUGAUGUCCAUGGACCAGGAAGACCGGAUCCUGAAGGAUGUCACAGACAAGGUGGUCAGCAAUUGUCAGCUGGAAGACAGUCCAGAAGUGCUCAUUCAGGAUGAGAUAUUUGACUUUGACUUGGUGCUGUCACCCAAUGACAGUUCACUGUUGGAGGAACAGGAAGAAGAGGUUUUCUUUGGACCUGUUGGAUUCCGAGAGAAGCUGGUCAGCUCUGUGGUUCCACUGGCCAGUCUGGAUCCGAUGAGCCCACUUAACCCAAAACAGAUGGCAGAGAUUGUGAAGGAGGCACACAGUAUUGCCUAUCAGUUCUCAAGGUUAGCUGUCGACUCUGAGGGCAACAACACUUUUCCCUUUCCUAAGUUUCUACCAAGCAAAAAGAAAUCGCCGGCAAAACCUCACCAACGAAAAGGAACAUUUGAAUUGGAAAAACCUGUGGAAACGUUACUGCAAGAUGGAUCCAAAAUUAAAAUUCCCUCUGUUGGUAAUCAGGAAAAUGUUGCCCCAAUUCCUAUAAACAAUCGGAUGUCUAUGAAAUCUGCUGCACCAGUCAAUCCUCAUAAAAGCAUUCCUGCUGUUCAUAACAAACUAGCAACCAAACUUCGAUGUAUCAAGCAAAGUAAUCUGAGAGCGUCUGAGAUAAACAGUGAAAAGCAAACAGACAAAUCAUCAUCUUCUUUGAAGGUUGACGUGAAAAGUAAAGAUCUUCACUCAAAACUCAAGAAACCCACGACGUUGACACAGGUCACAAAAAACAGAAGUUAUACCCUUCUGCCUAAGGUUAAAAGUUGUGAAAAUGUAAAUCAGCUAUCUGUGAAUGGAAUUCCUAAUACUGAAAUCAGUGGCGAGUCUGAUACAGACAGUAUGAUGUCUGAUAAAAGCGAUGUCUCAGCAUCUAAACUGCCCACUUUCAAGACCAGCUUGCCUGUAGUGACUAAGAGUGUGGAACCUGUUGAUGAAUCGGCAGUGAAAAGAAUGCGACAGUACAGUGGCGUAUCGGAAGCAAACUCGGACACUUCAAGCAUUGCUUCUGAUCUAAGUGAUUUGUCGAUAUCAAAACUUCCCAUUUGUAAUCUGCCAAUGAAGUCCUCACUUCCAAGCAAAAAAUCUAGAAUUCCUGAAAUGGGUGUGAAGAAGCAGAUUCCAGCAGUAAGAAGUGGGAUCCCACCGAUCAGCAGUAAAUUACAGCCACCUAAAACAGCUAUGCCGUUAACAAAAGCACCAAUAGGAACUCUGCAGCUGGUUCGACCUGGACAAAUACAAAAGAGCAGACUGUGUUUUCCACGAGGCAAGCCCAUAGCUGCUGCCCCGGGUCCAAUCAAGGCUCUGGUCCCCACAAAACAGGCUGGACCUGGCACCAAACUCAACAGUGUUACAAAUAAACCAGACAUUACUGUGAAACCCAAAGCAACUGAAAAUGCUUCACUGAAAACAUGUCAAAGCACUGUGAUCAAGCCUGGUAGCCCGCUCCAGGCAAAUAGACUGAAUGUGAGAACACCCAUAAAGUCGACAUCCAGUUCCACUUCAUCAGUUGAUACUCCAAGCAGACGACGUUCGUGUUUACCAACCCCAUCUAAAAAGAGGUUAAAUUCUACUAGCUCAAUACCUCCAAGUCCUCUGACAAACCGCAGCAGUGCAAGCAGCAAUACGUCGACUGGAUCGAGACGACUCCUGCUGAGUGAUGGGUGCGACUCGCCAGUGUUUUCACAGUGUACCAUUUCAACUAGCAUGGAGCACAUGACUGCACCGGAUAAAAAUGAUGAAUCACCAAGUGGUAUGCAGCCACAGAAGCAUCCAGUUCAGAAUACUCCUGAUGUGCCCAAGAAACCGUGCUCAGUCUGGUCGCCAGUGAGAAGGUAUCGCCACAACUCCACAGAUCAGCAUUUUCAGUGCACCAAAAGAAUGAGUUUACAUCACUAGGCUGUGUGUCUGUAGCUCCAAAUUGUAUAUUGUGGCUCAUCUGUGAUUAUAUUUUGAUAGCAAUAACUUCUUGUCCUUAAUACAGAUUCUGUAGACAAUGUCCCAAUUGACAAGGCAACAGGUACAGGGCUAAAAAUUUUCACAAAUCUGCAAAUCAAAUUGUCAGCAUUAAACAUCUGAAUCUAGGUGGAUUUGUGUGAAAUAUUUCCAAAAAUAUAUAUAUUUUAAUAAUCAGUGCAUAAAAUGUUACUAAAAUAACUCUAGAAAUAAUAUAUAGAGGUUAUUACCAGUGUUUUUCGGUAUCAUCAGUAUCAUAUAUUAGGAAU
Gigantopelta aegis is the source of this 2568-nucleotide messenger RNA. RefSeq names its product flocculation protein FLO11-like. NCBI's taxonomy places the organism in Eukaryota, Metazoa, Mollusca, Gastropoda, Neomphalida, Peltospiridae. The record is from RefSeq and is a predicted model, not a curated record. Bases 131 to 2242 code for a protein of 703 amino acids. The transcript is spliced from 14 exons. Gene Ontology annotation, cellular component: microtubule cytoskeleton. Gene Ontology annotation, molecular function: microtubule binding.